AUGAUUAAAAAACGAUCCAAUAUCGUUGAGUGGACAUCAAUCGAUGAACAACAUGAUGAUGAAAAAACACCAUUAAUGGAACAAUCAAUGGAUAAUGAAAAAUCUAUCCGUUAUGCUGAUAUUAAUUGUAAUGAAACAGCAGUAAAACCAAGUGUUGUUCUUCGAUUUGAUAGAUUUCCACCCAGAUCCGAAUCAGAAUUGACACAGAAAUCAAAAUUUAAUGAAACAUAUCCAUUUCAUCAAGAGCAUUACCAAAAGACAUAAGUUCCGCAUUUAUCUCUCGUAUACAGCCAAUGAAAU
This is a messenger RNA of Dermatophagoides pteronyssinus (European house dust mite), 300 nucleotides long. RefSeq names its product sodium-coupled neutral amino acid transporter 7-like. Lineage: Eukaryota; Metazoa; Arthropoda; Arachnida; Sarcoptiformes; Pyroglyphidae. Gene Ontology annotation, cellular component: membrane. Gene Ontology annotation, molecular function: L-amino acid transmembrane transporter activity. The record is from RefSeq and is a predicted model, not a curated record. Gene Ontology annotation, biological process: amino acid transmembrane transport.